Molecule: messenger RNA, 1864 nt
Organism: Lolium rigidum
Lineage: Eukaryota; Viridiplantae; Streptophyta; Magnoliopsida; Poales; Poaceae
Product: probable inactive purple acid phosphatase 1
Exons: 10
Coding region: 1-1809 (602 amino acids)
Molecular function (GO): metal ion binding; acid phosphatase activity
Source: RefSeq, a predicted model, not a curated record
AUGCUUGGUCGACCCGGAGCUGAGCUCUCACACGAACGCCAGCGACAUGAGGGGGGCGGCCUCCUCUUUGUGGCACUCGCCCUCGCCUUCGCCGUGUGCCGCGUCGCCGGGCACGGCGUGCAUCCGCUGUCGCGCAUCGCCGUCCACCGCGCCCGCGUCGCGCUGGACGCGUCCGCCGCGGUGAGGGCCUCGCCGAAGCUCCUCGGCUCGCGGGGUGAAGAUACACAUUGGGUAACCGUAGAUUUCACAGUUCCACAUGCAAGCGACGACGAUUGGAUCGGAGUAUUCUCCCCUUCAGAAUUCAAUGCGUCCACAUGCCCAGGUUCUCAGAGCUCAGGCCAAAUACCAGGUCCUGACAUAUGCUCGGCGCCGAUAAAGUAUCAGCUUGCAAAUUACUCAUCUGGCUACGCCCAGUCAGGGAAAGGGACUCUAAAAUUCCAGUUGAUCAACCAGCGACAGGAUUUUUCCUUCGGAUUGUUCACCGGUGGAUUCUCAAAUCCAACACUCGUCGCGGUGUCGAACAAGAUUGCUUUCGCAAACCCGAAAGCUCCAGUUUAUCCCCGUUUAGCGCUUGGAAAGACAUGGAAUGAGAUGACUGUCACAUGGACAAGUGGCUAUGACAGCAGUGAUGCAUCUCCCAUUGUUGAAUGGGGCAUGGAAGGGAGCCCUCCUGUGCGCACAACAGCGGACACAGCCACCUUUGGUCGUGGAAGCCUCUGUGGGGAACCUGCUAAUACUGUUGGCUGGAGGGAUCCAGGUUUCAUACACACAGCUUUCCUAAAGAACCUAUGGCCAGGCAAAGAAUACCACUACAAAAUUGGGCAUACGCUCCAUAACGGAAAAGUUAUAUGGGGCAAGCCUAAAUCUUUCACAGCAGCUCCUUAUCCGGGACAAAGGUCGCUGCAGCGGGUUGUUAUUUUCGGUGACUUGGGAAAGGCCGAGAGGGAUGGCAGCAACGAAUACCAGAAUUUCCAGCCGGCAUCGCUCAACACCACGGACGCAGUGAUCAGGGAUCUCGACAACACGGACAUCGUGUUCCACAUCGGUGACAUCUCCUACGCCAACGGGUACCUGUCGCAGUGGGAUCAGUUCACGCAGCAGGUCGAGCCGAUCACGUCUCGAGUCCCCUACAUGCUGGCAAGUGGAAAUCACGAGCGAGAUUUCCCCAACAGCGGGUCGUUCUACAACGGCACCGAUUCCGGUGGGGAGUGCGGUGUGCCGGCCGCUACCAUGUACUACGUACCGACAGAAAACAGGGCAAACUACUGGUACAUGGCAGACUACGGGAUGUUCCGGUUCUGCGUGGCGGAUAGCGAGCAUGACUGGCGGGAAGGCACGGAGCAGUACAGAUUCAUAGAGCACUGCUUCGCCACCGUGGACCGGGCAAAGCAGCCAUGGCUUAUCUUCACCGCGCACCGUGUGCUAGGCUACUCCUCUGGGUUCUACUACAGCUUCAACGGGGCGUUUGGGGAGCCGAUGGGGCGGCAGAGCCUCGAGCCGCUGUGGCAGAGGUACCAGGUGGACAUGGCAUUCUACGGCCACUACCACCAGUAUGAACGGACGUGCCCAGUCCACCAGGAGGAGUGCGUGAAAGAAGGCACCGUGCAUGUCGUCGUCGGGGGCGCUGGAGCCUACAUGUCCAACUUCACCACGGUGGCCCCUCCUUGGAGCGUGUACCGGGAUAUGGACUAUGGCUACGGUAAGCUGACGGCAUCCAAUGAGACGACGCUCCAGUUUGAGUUCAGGCGGUCCAGCGACGGACAAGUAUAUGAUAGCUUCAUCUUGCAUAAGGACAAGCAGAAUGUAUGAUGCAUGUGGAACCGGAAUAUUUGGAAAAUAAAAUAAAUAUGAAAUAAAAUUUGCA